UGAAGGAAAGAUAUAAAAGGAUGUAAAUGUGUGUAUUCAAGGAAAAUAACAAUUGGAAUAAAGUAAAAAUAUUCAAUAGCUAGGCUUUUUAAUUGUUUAUGUUAGGAAAUGCUAGAGAGAAAGAUAGGUUCAACUCAGAGAAGUCAUUCUAAAGAUACUGUAAUUGAAUUAAAUUAUCAUUCUGGUUUUUAAUUUAUUAGUUCUAAAAUUCAAAAUGGGUACACAGCAAUUUCAACUUAAAUGGAAUAAUCAUCAAUCAAAUAUGGUGACUGUUUUUGAUCAGUUGUUAUCAAGUGAAGCUUUAGUUGAUGUCACUCUUGCAUGUGAAGGAUUGAGUCUUAAGGCUCAUAAAAUUGUCCUUUCUGCAUGCAGUCCUUUCUUCCAAAAUUUGUUUUUGGAAAAUCCCUGUACACAUCCAAUUGUUAUAAUGAAAGAUAUGAAGUAUGCUGAACUGAAAGCUAUAGUAGAUUUUAUAUAUAAAGGAGAAGUGAAUGUUUCCCAUUAUCAGUUAAAUGGACUUCUUAAAACUGCAGAAUUACUUAACAUUAAGGGUUUGAUUGAGGUUGCAGAUGAAAAUAUAAAUUAUGAACCAGAACAACCUUUACAGAAUGAAGUUACUGAACAACAAUCGGUUGACACAUCUCAAACAAUUCCAUUUUCGUCAGCAGAACAGAAAAAAGUGGCAUCACCUUCUUUGCAUAAAAAGAGAAGAGGUAAAAGGAAAAGAAGAAUUUCUAAUGACUCCACAUCUACUGAAAAUGAAGAAAUACCACCAAAAUUACAAGAAUCCAGAAUUAAUGAUAAAAUAUUGUCAGAAACAAUUUCUGAUUCUCAUAAUGAAGUUUCUGUUUCACAGCAAGAACAGUUUCAAGUGUCCUCAGACCAUCCUAAUAGUAGUGUGUCACAAAAUUUAUUUUUUCCAUCAACUCAAGAAGAUACAUUUGUAAAUGUAGAAGAGCCACCUGAGGAUGAACAAAAUUAUUCUGAAUCUCCUGAUUUUGUAAAACAGAUUAUUUUAACUGAAAGUAAAUCAUUACUCCAAGACUGUGCUUCACAGGGUCCAACAAUAUGUUCAGUAUCUUCACAAGGAACUGUUCAAGCUGAAUUUAGAAACAGUAAUUUUAUUAAUACAGGAUCACAGGAUAGUGAAAAAUUAGUUUCAUGUUCUACAUUAUCUGAAACUUCUACACCAAACUUUCUUGAUGAUGAAAUGCCAGAUAUCAAGCCUAUAGUAAUAUUUGAUGAAUUUGGAAAUCCUACAGCAAGAGAUGUAACACCAAAAGAUAUAGCACAUGCAAGUGAAUCUGGGGUUCUUUCUUUACCUGGUCCAAGUAUUUAUCAAUUAGACAAACAAUCUUCUGAAUUAAAAGAACCAGAUUCACAUGGUAAGAAAAUUGCAUUAAUUAAUGGUUUUAUAAUAAUAUGAACGUGUUUUUUUAUUCCGAUAAUUUCUAUACCAUAUUUAUUCACAUAUAAGACG
Centruroides sculpturatus (bark scorpion) is the source of this 1480-nucleotide messenger RNA. RefSeq names its product longitudinals lacking protein, isoforms H/M/V-like. Gene Ontology annotation, cellular component: nucleus. The coding region runs from base 215 to 1426 and encodes 403 amino acids. Gene Ontology annotation, molecular function: protein binding. The transcript has 4 exons. Gene Ontology annotation, biological process: regulation of transcription by RNA polymerase II. Lineage: Eukaryota; Metazoa; Arthropoda; Arachnida; Scorpiones; Buthidae. The record is from RefSeq and is a predicted model, not a curated record.